Lipotes vexillifer (Yangtze River dolphin) is the source of this 2055-nucleotide messenger RNA. RefSeq names its product MIER family member 2 (gene MIER2). Gene Ontology annotation, biological process: negative regulation of transcription by RNA polymerase II. Gene Ontology annotation, cellular component: nucleoplasm. The record is from RefSeq and is a predicted model, not a curated record. NCBI's taxonomy places the organism in Eukaryota, Metazoa, Chordata, Mammalia, Artiodactyla, Lipotidae. Gene Ontology annotation, molecular function: transcription corepressor activity; histone deacetylase binding. The coding region runs from base 1 to 2055 and encodes 684 amino acids. The transcript has 18 exons.
AUGGUCCGCUUUGUUGAGACGGAACAGACGGAAAAAUCUAUCCUUUUCCGGGUUUUACCAGCACUGACGCAGGCUGGAGUUUCUAGGGCGCAGGUGCUGGGCCUGGACGCGGCAGCCUCCGUGACGGAUAGAGUCGCGCUCCCUCCGGACCCCAGCCCGCUGACACCCUCCCCCAACCCCCGCGGCGCUGACCCCAAGGAGUCGCGCUCCCGCCGGACUCCGGGCGGGACUGGAGCUCUGACAUGGGGCCCUCACGGCGCGGAUCCGGCCCGCGGGGGGCGGAUGCUUGGAGUCCAGCGCAGCUACACACCUGGCCCGCCUUGCCCCCCGCCGCAGCCCGCGGAGGCCUCCUGUUACCUGGCCUCCUCACUAGAGAGGCGGAGCCCUGGCUUGGCCUCUUGCCUCUCUCACAGCCUGUGCCCUGGGGAGCCCGGCUUGCAGACCACAGCAGUGGUGUCCAUGGGGUCCGCGGACCAUCAGUUCCACCUGGCGGAGAUCCUUUCUCGGAACUACGGUGUCCGGGAGGAUCAUGAGGGGGCCGCGCGGGGCCCAGAGAAGCCGGAGGAGGAGCUAGAGAAGGACUUUGUCUCCCAGAGCAGCGACAUGCCCCUUGACGAGCUGCUGGCCCUCUACGGCUACGAGGCCUCGGACCCCAUCUCGGAGCGCCAGAGUGAGGGCAGCGACGCCGCAGCCAACCUCCCGGACAUGACCCUGGACAAGGAACAAAUAGCGAAGGAUUUGCUUUCAGGGGAAGAAGAGGAAGAAACACAGUCCUCAGCCGAUGACCUCACCCCAUCUGUGACCUCCCAUGAGGCCUCUGACCUCUUCCCUAAUCAGAGCGGACCCCGCUUCCUGCCUGAUGCAGACAAGGAGCCUGGCUCCUCCAGCUCGUCGGACACCGAGGAGGACCCGCUUCCCGCCAACAAGUGUAAGAAGGAGAUCAUGGUUGGGCCUCAGUUCCAAGCUGACCUCAGCAAGCUGCACUCGAACCGUCAGGGUGAGAAAAUCUAUGAGAAUGAGGACCAGCUGCUCUGGGACCCCAGCAUCCUUCCUGAGGGGGCGGUGGAGGAGUUCCUGUACCGGGCCGCGAAGCGGCGGUGGCGCGAGGUGGCCGAGUCUCAGCUCCCGGAGGGAGAGGCGGUGAAAGACAGCGAGCAGGCGCUGUACGAGCUGGUGAAAUGCAACUUCAAUGCCGAGGAGGCCCUGCGGAGGCUGCGCUUCAACGUGAAGGUGAUCCGAGACGGGCUGUGCGCCUGGAGCGAGGAGGAGUGCCGCAACUUCGAGCACGGCUUCCGUGUGCACGGCAAGAACUUCCACCUGAUCCAGGCCAACAAGGUGCGCACGCGGUCCGUGGGCGAGUGCGUGGAGUAUUACUACCUGUGGAAGAAGUCUGCGCGCUACGACUACUUCUCGCAGCAGACGCGGCUGGGCCGCCGGAAGUACGGCCCAUCGGGAGCCACGGACGCGGACCAGGACCUGGACGGCGGUGACCCCGAUGGCCCCGGCCGCCCCCGCUCCUCGCCGCCCCUGCCUCUGCCCGCCACUGCCGACGGCCCGGGCCCUGAGCGGGACUCCCUGGCCCGGAUGCGCACCGAGCCCCUGAGCAUGGGCAGCAGCACGUCUGGGAGUCUCGGCGCACCCGGGGAGGCCCCCGACGGCCCCCCGUCCUCGGAGCCAGGGCCCUGUUCGUUCCAGCCACCGGACAUAGACGCGCCCCCGGCCAUGCCCCUGCCUCGGCGGCCCCCAGCCCUGGCUGAGCAGGCCUUCUACUCCCCGACCACGGCCGCUCCAGAGCCCGGUGCCAGCCCGAGGCUGGCUGUGGACUUGGCCCUGCCCAGGGCCCUCCCUGAGGAGCUGCCCCUCAUCUCCAGCCACGUGGAUAUGGACGGAGAGCCCGAGGAGGCCGUGGCCCCCGCACAGGUGGCUUUGUCGGUUGCCGAGUUUGGGCUCAUCGGCAUCGGGGAUGUGAAUCCCUUCCUGGCCGCGCACCCCACGUGCCCGGCCCCUGCGCUGCACUCGGAGCCCCUGUCACACUGUAACGUGAUGACCUGUUGA